AUAUAAAUAUUCUAUCUCUGUGAAGUUAACAUAAAACCCUUAUUCUCUUCUAGGAGAAAGAUAAAAAAUGUAAUUGUUUUCCCAAACCUGAAAUAUAGUGGAAAAUGGUGGAAGAAAAUUGCACCAUGGUGACAGAGUUCAUUCUCCAGGGAUUAUCAGGUGUCCCUGAGCUGAAAAUCUUCCUCUUCCUGUUUUUACUUCUAAUCUAUGGAGUCACAGUUGUGGGCAACCUGGGCAUGAUUGCACUGAUUCAGGUCAGCAGUCAGCUUCACACCCCCAUGUACUUUUUCCUCAGCCACUUGUCCUUUGUGGAUUUCUGCUACUCCACCGUCAUUGUGCCUAAGACACUGGACAAUAUCAUCAACAAGGACAAAGCCAUUUCUGUCCUGGAAUGCAUGGUACAAUUCUAUUUGUUUUGUGCUUAUGGAAUCACUGAGGUCAUCCUGCUGGCUGUGACGGCCUAUGACCGGUUUGUGGCUAUCUGCAACCCCCUGCUGUACAUGGUCAUCAUGUCCCAGAAGCUCCGUUUGGAGCUAGUGUCUGGCUGCUACCUGUGCGGAACAGUGUGCUCUCUGAGGCACUUGUGUUUAGCUCUUGAGAUCCCAUCCUAUCAAUCGAAUGUGAUUAACCACUUCUUCUGUGAUCUACUCCCUCUCUUAUCUCUUGCCUGCUCUGAUGUCUCUAUGAAUGAACUGCUGGUGUACAUUGUGACCAUUGUCAAUGAGAGCAUCACCAUUGUGGUCAUCCUCACCUCCUACUUGUUCAUUCUUGUCACCAUCCUGAGGACGCACUCUGCAGAGGGAAGGCGUAGAGCAUUUUCCACCUGUGCCUCUCACUUCACAGCCAUAAUUGUCUUCCACAUAACAAUCCUUUUCAUUUAUUGCAGGCCCAGCUCUAGCAACAGUCUGGACACAGACAAGGUAGCCACAGUGUUCUACACUGUAGUAAUUCCCAUGCUGAACCCCCUGAUCUACAGCCUGAGGAACAAGGAUGUGAAAGAAGCUCUCAGGAAAGUGAUGGGAUUUAAUUUACUCACCAAGGGGCCAUUUUCUUAGCUGGACUUAACCAAAAAACUCAUGGUCAUUGAGUUGAUUCUGACCCAUAGUGAGCCUUAACCACUGUACCACCAGGUCUCCUAGCUGGACUUAGGGUUUCAAAAAGGACCUUUAAGAAGGGAUUUUUGUUUGAGUGAAAAUCAAUGAAAUGGAAAUCCAGGAAAGACAUUAGUGAACCAGGGUACUUUGCAUGAUUCUUUGUUCUCUACUCACGUUUUAGAUUUCUCUUAAAUUCCCAGUAUUAAACAGAACAUUGUUCAAAUGCACCUACCACCUUUUGCUGCUGUCCUCUGGUCUCUCUGAGUAUUUUGCUUGGGCUUAAGAUGGCACUAUUAAGCCUCAGUUUUUUUGGUUUGUGUUAAACCAAUAUAUUUCCAGCAAAGCAAAAAUAAAGAGACAUGUCUUUCCAAUGCCCUUAAUGCAUGUAACCAUUCUUACUGAAUUCAAUUCCU
Molecule: messenger RNA, 1507 nt
Organism: Loxodonta africana (African savanna elephant)
Lineage: Eukaryota; Metazoa; Chordata; Mammalia; Proboscidea; Elephantidae
Product: olfactory receptor 5L2-like
Exons: 1
Coding region: 105-1055 (316 amino acids)
Biological process (GO): sensory perception of smell; G protein-coupled receptor signaling pathway
Cellular component (GO): membrane
Molecular function (GO): odorant binding; G protein-coupled receptor activity; olfactory receptor activity
Source: RefSeq, a predicted model, not a curated record